GGGAGAUAGGUGUCUCCAGCUGCUGUGGCCGUUCGGGGCGGGUCGGCUUCUUCGGCUUCUCAGGACCAGAUAGAGAGCUAGUGGGUGGCAGCAAUGCUCCGCAAGGUGAGAAACUGGGUAGAAAUCUGCCGGGGGACUACCCUUUUGUUCCUUUUUUGCCACCUGGGUUACGUUUGUGGGCAGAUCCGAUACCCGGUCCCAGAGGAGUCACAGGAAGGGACUUUUGUAGGGAAUGUCGCCCAAGAUUUCCUGCUGGAUACAGAGAGCUUAGCAGCUCGCAGGCUGCAGGUCGCUGGAGAGGUGAACCAAAGACACUUCCGUGUGGAUUUGGACAGCGGUGCUCUGCUCAUCAAGAAUCCAAUCGAUCGAGAGGCACUGUGUGGGCUCAGUGCCAGCUGCAUCGUGCCCCUGGAGUUUGUAACAGAAGGGCCUUUGGAAAUGUACCGAGCAGAGGUAGAAAUCGUGGAUGUGAAUGAUCACGCCCCCCGAUUUCCUCGGCAGCAGCUGGAUUUGGAAAUUGGGGAAGCAGCUCCUCCAGGACAGCGUUUCCCCUUGGAAAAGGCUCAGGAUGCAGAUGUGGGAAGCAACUCCAUCAGCAGCUAUAGACUAAGCUCCAAUGAACACUUUGCACUGGAUGUCAAGAAGCGCAGCGACGGCAGCCUGGUCCCAGAGCUGCUCCUGGAGAAGCCUUUGGAUCGGGAAAAGCAAUCAGACUACCGCCUAGUGCUGACUGCUGUGGAUGGAGGGAACCCCCCGAGAUCUGGCACAGCAGAGCUCCGGGUGUCAGUGCUGGACGUGAAUGACAACGCCCCAGCCUUCCAGCAAUCCAGCUACAGGAUUAGCGUUUUGGAGAGCGCGCCAGCAGGCAUGCUGCUCAUCCAGCUCAAUGCCUCUGACCCAGACCUGGGUCCCAGCGGUAACGUCACCUUUUCUUUCAGUGGUCACACCCCUGAUCGUGUGAGAAAUCUCUUUAGCCUGCACCCCACUAAUGGAAAGCUUACUCUUCAGGGGCCCCUAGACUUUGAGAGUGAGAAUUACUAUGAAUUUGAUGUUCGGGCUCGAGAUGGGGGUUCUCCAGCCAUGGAGCAACAUUGCAGCCUUCGGGUGGAUCUCCUGGAUGUAAAUGACAAUGCCCCCCACAUCACAGUGACCUCAGAGCUUGGGACUCUCCCUGAGAGCGCAGAACCUGGCACUGUGGUGGCGCUCAUCAGUGUGCAGGACCCCGACUCAGGUUCAAAUGGAGAUGUGAGCCUCCGUAUUCCAGACCAUUUGCCCUUUGCCCUCAAGUCCGCCUUCAGGAACCAGUUCUCCCUGGUGACUGCUGGGCCCUUGGACCGAGAGGCCAAAUCCAGCUAUGAUAUCAUGGUCACUGCUUCUGAUGCUGGGAGCCCUCCUCUGAGUACCCACAGGACCAUUUUCCUCAAUAUUUCAGAUGUGAAUGAUAACCCACCCUCUUUCUUUCAGAGGUCACAUGAAGUAUUUGUUCCAGAGAACAAUCGCCCAGGGGACCUGCUUUGCUCCCUUGCAGCCUCUGAUCCAGACUCUGGCUUGAAUGCACUUAUCUCCUACUCUCUCUUAGAGCCCAGAAAUCGAGAUGUGUCAGCUUCCUCCUUCAUCUCUCUGAACCCCCAGACAGGAGCUGUUCAUGCUACUCGAUCCUUUGACUAUGAGCAAACACAGACACUGCAAUUUGAGGUGCAGGCCCGGGAUCGGGGCAACCCACCCCUUAGUAGCACCGUGACAGUUCGUCUAUUUGUACUGGACCUCAAUGACAAUGCACCAGCUGUGCUCCGCCCUAGAGCCCGACCUGGUUCCUUAUGUCCACAAGCACUGCCUCCAGCAGUUGGUGCUGGACACCUAGUUACAAAGGUGACUGCUGUGGACUUGGAUUCAGGUUACAAUGCUUGGGUUUCAUAUCAGCUCUUGGAGGCCCCAGAUCCCAGCCUGUUUGCAGUCUCCCGCUAUGCUGGGGAGGUGCGGACGGCCGUUCCCAUCCCAGCUGAUCUCCCGCCGCAGAAGCUGGUCAUUGUGGUAAAGGAUAGUGGUAGUCCACCACUCUCUACCUCCGUUACUCUCCUGGUGUCCUUGGAAGAAGACACUCAUCCAGUUGUCCCUGAUCUUCGAGAAUCUUCAGCUCCAAGGGAAGGAGAAUCCCACUUGACCCUGUACUUGGCUGUAUCUCUAGUGGCAAUUUGCUUUGUCUCCUUUGGCUCAUUCGUGGCACUAAUCUCGAAGUGCCUGCGUGGGGCUGCCUGUGGAGUGACCUGCUUUCCUGCUGGCACCUGUGCCUGUCUCACCCGAUCUCGAAGGAGAGAGGGGCUUCCUCCUUCCAAUGGGAUCCUCCGAAUCCAGCUAGGGUCAGAUGAUCCUAUCAAGUUUGUUGAUGUGGGUGGCCACUCUCAUGGCUGUACACCCUUGGCUUCUGCACCCACUCGGAGCGAUAGCUUCAUGAUGGUGAAGUCACCCAGUGCACCUAUGGCAGGGGAACCUGUUCGCCCAAGUUGCCCACCCUCUGAUCUUCUCUAUGGGCUAGAGGUGAGACCUUUGCAGGCUCAGCCAAUGCUUGAGGGUUAUUCUGAGGCAGGCAUGUGGCUGGGCCAUGUCCCAGAGAGUACUGGUCUCUCUGUAAGAGCCUGUAGUGAUGUCACCACUUCUGUGAGUGGUAAUGUGGUAGAUGCUAUGCUUUAGAAGUGUUUUGUGACUUAA
Molecule: messenger RNA, 2706 nt
Organism: Mesoplodon densirostris (Blainville's beaked whale)
Lineage: Eukaryota; Metazoa; Chordata; Mammalia; Artiodactyla; Ziphiidae
Gene: PCDHGC4
Product: protocadherin gamma subfamily C, 4
Biological process (GO): homophilic cell-cell adhesion
Cellular component (GO): plasma membrane
Molecular function (GO): calcium ion binding
Source: RefSeq, a predicted model, not a curated record